Messenger RNA from Papaver somniferum (opium poppy), 1843 nucleotides. Its product is annotated as protein FAF-like, chloroplastic. Bases 183 to 1688 code for a protein of 501 amino acids. Lineage: Eukaryota; Viridiplantae; Streptophyta; Magnoliopsida; Ranunculales; Papaveraceae. The record is from RefSeq and is a predicted model, not a curated record. The transcript is spliced from 2 exons.
CUCUCAUCUCACAAUUUUCAUCACUUAAACUCCAUAUAUUCAUCACUUUAUCAAAACCCAAAAAAUUUAAAGCUCAAUCCUUGCAUUGAGCUCUUAAUUUUCAUUAUUGGAUGCUUGGUUGUAUCGUUCCUUCACUGUUUUUGAGUUGAUACUUAUUAUUUUAAAGAAAGUUUAUAAUCAGGAUGUCAAGUGUAAACCAAGUACAAGGAUUUGAAUGUGAGAAACCAGAAUAUAUAACUAGUACUACUAGUAGUGGUAGUGCUACUUUAAUGAGGAGGACACUUUCAGCGGUUGACAUGUUUUCUAAAGUUGCUGAUCAAUAUGUCGAACCAAAGAAUGAUUAUUCUCAAAAACCACAACAACCAGGACAGUUUGAUAUUUGGUGUUCAAUUCUUAUUCAAAAACCAUCAUCUCUUCCACCUCCAUAUGUUCAUCCUCUUGUGAAACAAUCCAAGAGUUGUCUAUCUCUUAAAAGCCUUGAGAUUUGUACUGAAAACUUAGGUUCUGAAUCCGGCUCUGAUGGUUACCCUCAUUCAGACAUUAGUCUUUCCGAUACUGAAGAAGAAGACGAAGACAUUCAAGAAGUAGAAGAAGAAUCAAUCGAACAAGUAGUAGUAGAAGAAAAGAAGGAAUUAGCAGUAAUAAUGAAUUAUAGUAAGAAAUCAUCAUCACCACCACCAUCAGUUCGUAGAUCUUUCCCACCGCCACUUAAAUCACUCUCUAAUUUCCCACCCCCACUGAAAUCACUCUCAAAGCCAGGAGGAGGAGGUAUUCAAAUGAAAACUCAUCGUCAAGAUGGAAGAUUAAUUCUUGAAGCUGUCUCUGUUCCCACUUCUACAAACUGCUUCAAUGCGCAACGUCGAGAUGGUCGUCUUGUUCUCACUUUCUCUUCACCUAUCCAAGAAUCCAUCAAGAACCAAGAAAAUAGUUUCGAGACCGAUGAGGAAGUAGAAUUCGGAUGCUGUCAUGAUGAUGAGAUUGAACAAUAUCAAGAAGAAGAGCCCAUAACCGAAGAGGAAGAAGACAAAACGAUUGUGUUGGAAAUGACUAGUGCCAGAGUUCCAAAAUUGCCAACUGGAGUGAUAAAUGUUCACAGAUCAGCAUUGAUGGCGAAUAAGUUUACAGGUCUGACUAACAACAGGAAUAAUUGGUCAUCAUCAUCUAACCUGGAAAACAAGAUUGAAAAAACGAUGAAUUCACCAUCAACAAAACUAGUACCACAGUCACUUCCAAUAUCACCACCAAAAUUAGCUGCAAGGGCACCACGAAUGUCGGCAUCCCGGUUAGUACCGGAAAAAGAAACAGUUGCGGCCACUGCCGCGGUAGAGCCUACUUUCAACAGAUACGAGUACUGUUGGAGAAAAGAUACAUCCUCAGUGGUACCAGUUAGUGGAAUUCAUCAUCUACUUGACCAACAACAGAACAGCAAAAAUACUUACCACAACAACUACAACAGUAAUAAUCUCACAAGUUGUAAGAAUAAUUACUACACCAACAGUAAUAGUAAUAAUUUACUUCCAUCAACAACAAAAGGAGUAAGUGAUUAUAAAGAGGAGAAACAGAAACCGAACGGUAAUGGAAAAAAGCAGCAGGUUGUUGAGCAUUUGAUAGUUCCAGCUUACUGCAAACCAGAACCAAGGAGAUCUUUAGUGUUUUGGGAACCUCCUCAUUGCAUUACCACAUCUUAGUUAAUUCAUCAAAAACCAUUUUCGUACAAUUUUUGUGUAAAUGCACAUGUAAAUGUAGAUAGUAUUCGGAAGUCAAAUCAAGACAAUCCGAUAAGACAGAGAUUUUUGGUUAUGCAUAUAAGACUGAGCGUUGGCUCUCUUGGUUUCAAUUUCUC